AUGACAAGCGACCUCAUGCGGGCCACAGUGGCAGUCUCCGUGGCCGCCGGGAUGGUCUACGUGGCGUUCCAGCUGCAUCUACUUCCACGGUCCAUCGCAAGCGUCGUUAGCAGAGUGUACUUCUUCCCUACAUGGCCAUUAACGUACCUCUCACGAAGAUCUGCGUACUACACGCUGGUGGACUCGCAUGUGUUUCUCGGUGCUGCGCCGAUGGAGUUCAUGGGUCAUGUCUCGCAGAUGACAUCUCGGGGAGUGCGAGCAGUGGUGAACAUGUGCGACGAGUACGACGGGCCAGUAGAUGCGUACAAGAAGGCCGGCAUCUCGCACCUUCGCCUUCCAACGCCUGAUCACACGGAGCCGUCGUUGGCCAACAUUCGAAAAGCCAUCGAGUUUAUCGAGUUCCACAAAGCGCAAGGCUCACGAGUGUACGUGCACUGCAAGGCAGGCGCGGGUCGAAGUGCUGCCGUGGUGUUUUGCUGGUUGUUGCAGUCCACGGGGUGGAGCCUAGACGACGUCCACGAGUACUUAAGCGAUAAACGCCGAGUCCGGCGCCGACUCAAAACCCAGCCAAACGUGUUAGCAUUUUUCCACAGUCUCCCCGCCAACCAACAAAGUACUCUCUCGGAAUAACAACAUUUGAAACCAGUUUGUAAAGUGCAGUUCCAAGGUAGCCUUCAAGAAAUACUUCGAAGAAGGGCCACUGUGGCGGCCAGAUUGACAGCGAACGAAUCGACCAUUGAAAUUUCGAGUAGAACCCACAAUAUAUGGACUGGGUAAA
Molecule: messenger RNA, 778 nt
Organism: Aphanomyces astaci
Lineage: Eukaryota; Oomycota; Saprolegniomycetes; Saprolegniales; Verrucalvaceae
Exons: 2
Coding region: 1-630 (209 amino acids)
Biological process (GO): protein dephosphorylation
Molecular function (GO): phosphatidylinositol-4,5-bisphosphate 5-phosphatase activity; protein tyrosine/serine/threonine phosphatase activity
Source: RefSeq, a predicted model, not a curated record